Messenger RNA from Dibothriocephalus latus, 254 nucleotides. NCBI's taxonomy places the organism in Eukaryota, Metazoa, Platyhelminthes, Cestoda, Diphyllobothriidea, Diphyllobothriidae. The record is from the annotation of a GenBank genome assembly.
AAUUAAAGGACUGGAUAUUUGACAAGGGCUGGAUCGCACGCAACAUACAACUCUCCAAGAAGGGCAUCAAACAGUUGCUGAAACGUGCCUUCAAACAGUGGCGCUUCGAUGUGAAAGCAAAUGUCUACGCUGAGUGUGAAAGUCGUGGGGUAUACGACCGAAAAGGCCUCGGAAAUUACCCUUAUCGCGACGACGCCUUCCUAGUCUACGGCAUCUUUGAUAGAUUUAUUGUAAAGUUGCUGCGCCUCUUCUAC